AUGAAAGUAACAAUUAGAUUAUCAACUGAAUCUUCAUUACAGAUAACUAUACCAGAUAAUUCAACAGUUGAAGAUUUAAGAAAUAGUAUUAAAGUAUCAUCAAAUUCUUCAUCAUUACCAAAAGAUUUUAAAUUAAUUUAUAAUGGUCAAAGACUACAACCUUAUAAUGCAACAUUACUGUCAUUUGGUAUUACUUCAGAAUUAAUUGAAAAAUCAUCAUCAUCAAAUUCUCCAAUAAAUAUUAUUUUAAUGUCACAAGGAUCAGAUACUCCACCAAUUUCACCACAAAUUUCAUCAUCCACAUCAUCAACUAAUAUAUCAUCAAUACCUACAAUUCCAACCACAACAAUAAAAAAGACAAAAAAGAAAAAUAAAUGUUCAUUUAAAAAUUGUAACUCAACUCCUUUAAGAAUGGUUGGUACUUGUUCUCAUUGUCAAGGUAAAUUUUGUGCAAAACAUAGAUUAUUAGAAGAUCAUAUUUGUAUUGGUUUACAAAAUUGUAAAGAUAAUGCUCAUGAAUCAAAUGCUAUGAGAUUACAACAAGAAAGUACUAUUGCUAGUAGAGUUUAA
Lodderomyces pseudojiufengensis is the source of this 570-nucleotide messenger RNA. RefSeq lists its product as uncharacterized. The record is from RefSeq and is a predicted model, not a curated record. Bases 1 to 570 code for a protein of 189 amino acids. Gene Ontology annotation, molecular function: zinc ion binding; protein binding. The transcript has a single exon. Gene Ontology annotation, cellular component: cytoplasm. NCBI's taxonomy places the organism in Eukaryota, Fungi, Ascomycota, Pichiomycetes, Serinales, Debaryomycetaceae.